This is a messenger RNA of Vicugna pacos (alpaca), 693 nucleotides long. NCBI's taxonomy places the organism in Eukaryota, Metazoa, Chordata, Mammalia, Artiodactyla, Camelidae. The record is from RefSeq and is a predicted model, not a curated record.
AUGCAGCUCCUAUCCGUGACACACACUCAGGACCCCGGAGACCGGAGGAGGGGCGACGCGGCGGGCUGCUGCGGGCAGUCUCUGCUGUGCCUGCUGCCGCCUCCGGCUCUCCGGAGACGGGGGGCCUUAGGAAGGAGGAGGCGAUGCUCCCCGGCCCGCCGGAGUUCCCGUGUCCCUGGCAGUCCCCUCAUCCCAGGCCCCUCCAAACAUGCAUGCGGGCCAGAGCCACCGUGGUGGGCCGACUGCCGCACGUCCUACACCUGCAAAUCCAACUGGCACGGCAGCUGGACCUGGAGUCGGGGGAAGCACCGCUGUCCUAAAAAGGCCCUCUGCCACCCUUUCCUGCAUUACUUCCCCACCCCAGCUGACCUGUGCGAGAAGAUUUGGAGCAACUCCUUCAAGGCGAGCCCUGAGCACAGGAACAGCGGGCGGUGUCUCCAGAAGUGGUUUGAGCCCACUCGGGGCAACCCCAACACGGCUGUGGCCCGCCUCUUCACCAGCCCUGCCCCAUCCUGCGAGCUCUCCUACACGCUCGGGGCCUUCUCUCUGUUCCUGUCUCUCCUCUCCUGAGCCCCUGCCUCCUUCCACACCCACUCCUGUGCUCCCCAAGCUGUGGACCAGGCAGGGUCAUGGUAGCCUCCUUCCUCCAGACCCUUCUUAAAUGGAACAGCACUGGCUGGGGGUCAGUGGGAC